This is a messenger RNA of Esox lucius (northern pike), 2013 nucleotides long. Its product is annotated as platelet-derived growth factor subunit A. NCBI's taxonomy places the organism in Eukaryota, Metazoa, Chordata, Actinopteri, Esociformes, Esocidae. The transcript is spliced from 7 exons. The coding region runs from base 725 to 1453 and encodes 242 amino acids. Gene Ontology annotation, molecular function: platelet-derived growth factor receptor binding; growth factor activity. The record is from RefSeq and is a predicted model, not a curated record. Gene Ontology annotation, cellular component: membrane. Gene Ontology annotation, biological process: positive regulation of MAP kinase activity; positive regulation of ERK1 and ERK2 cascade; positive regulation of protein autophosphorylation.
GGCUCAGACGCGCUCGAGACUUCAUUCACUCCAGAGUCCAACACAGAGACGGACCUGUCGAGCUAUCUAUUUACAGCUGCAAGCUAAGCACUGGAUAGAACACACGGAACAUUUUUCAGAGCUAUUUUCCUUGCUCUAUUUUGGGUUACCUUUGCAGGACCUUCAUCUGGGAUUGUACAAUAUCAAAACGACGCACUUUAAAACAAGGUUUUAUAGAUAUUGAAAUCUUAUGGAUAUUGAUUGUAGUAAUCGUACACAUAUUCAAAUUUCAUUAUAGAAAUCAAAAACAUCAGCGUAGAAUAAACUAUUUCACGUGUUUUGCAAGCUCCGAAGAAGACUUAGCAAACGAUUCAUUAUUAGGGGGGUCAUGGUCUUCGGUUGGGAUUGCCUUACUUUUCCACUGGUCUAAGGAGCCAGCCAUGUCGACCUGUUGUCCGCUCUACUUCUGUCAGGGAGAGAGGGCUCGGAGCUGCAAACGCGCACGAAUGUGAAUUGCAUUAUAGAACUAGAGUCAACUAGUCCACUUCAGACCACAUCAGAUAUCCGCAGAGUUCCCCAAGCGAGUGUUCUCCGAGUUAUCGGCUCCCUCAGCGGUUGGAAGGACUACUCACACGUUAGUCUCCCCGAGGGAUGGUUCUGGAUCAUCCGCGGGCAGGAGCGACUUUGCGGCUCCUACAGCAGGAGACGUUAUUCUUGUUUUGGGGAAAAUCUAAAUUAAAGGGAGAUGAGACCCGUACUUUGCUACUUCCUGGUCUGCACGUCGUACCUGCUGAAUGCCGUUGCUGAGGAAGUCCCGCAGGAGUUGAUAGAGAGAUUGUCUCACAGCGAAAUCCACAGCAUCAGCGACCUCCAGCGGCUACUGGACUCCGAAAUAGACUCUGCCGUCGGUACGGGAAAUGAGGUCAUCGAAGAGACCAAGCAGAUGCCGAAGCAUCAUAAGAACCACUCCCACGGCUACUCAGACCUGAAGAGCUCACAGAUACACAGCCGACGCAAGAGAAGCAUCGAGGAGGCAGUGCCAGCAGUGUGUAAGACGCGGACGGUGAUCUACGAGAUCCCGCGCAGCCAGGUGGACCCCACCUCCGCCAACUUCCUGAUCUGGCCGCCGUGUGUGGAGGUCAAGAGGUGCACGGGAUGCUGCAACACCAGCAACAUGCGCUGCCACCCCUCGCGCAAGAACCACCGCACUGUUAAGGUGGCGAAGGUGGAGUAUGUGCGGAGAAGACCCAAGCUGAAGGAGGUCUUCGUCAAGUUGGAAGAUCAUCUGGAGUGUGUGUGCACGUCACACCACCACGUGACGGAGCACACAGAUGCCGACACGGUGGAUGUAAGCAGAUCCUACCAAUCGAACACGGAUGAGGAGGAUGAAGAGGACGAUAAAGAGCUGGUCAGAGAAGAGAGGCCUAAGAACCGGAGAAGGAUAAGAGGACUUGUUUGUUUUUCUCCUUGCUGAAGAACUUUGGGUGAACAGUUCAAAACUACGAUCACGGGGCUAGCCAGGAAGGAUCAUUGGAUUAAGCCUUGUUUGAGGAUCCAUUGACUCAAGCCUUAAGGACACAAAGACCGCCACAGCUGAACUUUUAAGUGGACAAUUAAUGGACCUUUUCAGGACUUUUGUCGACUUUCAUGCCUCUGGCCGUCAGUCUAAGUCACUCUUACCUGGACAAUCAAAAACAGACAGAGGGACAAGAAGAAAGAGGAUGAGAGAGAUUUUGAGAAAGGGAGGUGUAGUAAGUCUGGGUUUUGUAACUCAGUAUUUGGGGACUCUCUGUUCUGGAACAUGUGAACAUUCUAGAACGCCUUGAAUAUCCGCCAUUUUGUCUCUUUUGGAGAAAGUGUUUGAACAUUUGUUUGGAAGCACAAAAACUAUUUUGUCCCCAAAUUUUCUGCUUCUCCUUCUUAAGUCCCCCUGUCUGCUUCUGUGGCAAUUGUGCCAGUCGCCAUGUACAGUACAGAAUGACUUAGAACAGAAGACAAAUUUGUUGCUACUAAUAAACUAUUUAUACGCGUGAA